This is a messenger RNA of Tetrapisispora phaffii CBS 4417, 387 nucleotides long. RefSeq names its product cytochrome c oxidase subunit VIa (gene COX13). Gene Ontology annotation, cellular component: mitochondrial inner membrane. Lineage: Eukaryota; Fungi; Ascomycota; Saccharomycetes; Saccharomycetales; Saccharomycetaceae. The transcript has a single exon. Gene Ontology annotation, biological process: mitochondrial electron transport, cytochrome c to oxygen. Gene Ontology annotation, molecular function: enzyme regulator activity. The record is from RefSeq and is a predicted model, not a curated record. Bases 1 to 387 code for a protein of 128 amino acids.
AUGUUUAGACAAGCUAUAAAAAGAAGUUAUGCCACUUUACCUCCAUGGGCUAUGAAACCUGCUUUUGGUGCUCCAAACAAGGUAGCUGCUGAAGCUUACAAGAAAGAGCUGAAAGCGGUUAGAGACCAUGCUGCUGGUACCUCCAACUUCUGGAAGAAAAUUAGUAUCAUGGUCGCAGUUCCAGCUAUUGGUUUGGCUACAAUCAACACUUACUAUGUUGAGGUAGAGCAUGCUGAACACAGGAAACAUCUAAGUCAUGUCAAAGAUUCUGACUGGCCAAAGGAUUACGAGUUCCAAAACAUUAGAAGCAAGCCUUUCUUCUGGGGUGAUGGUGACAAGACAUUAUUCUGGAACCCUGUUGUUAACAGACACAUCAAGGACGAAUAA